Messenger RNA from Sorghum bicolor (sorghum), 2112 nucleotides. Its product is annotated as F-box/FBD/LRR-repeat protein At1g13570. The record is from RefSeq and is a predicted model, not a curated record. The transcript has 4 exons. Lineage: Eukaryota; Viridiplantae; Streptophyta; Magnoliopsida; Poales; Poaceae. Bases 474 to 1748 code for a protein of 424 amino acids. Gene Ontology annotation, molecular function: protein binding.
AGCUCCAGCCCAGCGUGGCCAGCGAGCACCGCACGGGCUUCUCGCGCUUGCGCCCGAUUGCUUUGCGCCGCGCUUCGGCGAGAAAACCACACAACCUAUCGCUGGCGGGGAGCGGUGCGGCGGUGCCACGCCCUCACCGUGAUUUCUCCUUCGGUCCCCGUUCGGGAUCCCCGGCGCGUCACCGGGCCGGCUGGUCUGUGCAUCGCGGCAGGAGUUUUCGUCGAUUGCCCCCGCCUGCCCCAGUUAACCGCGCUCGGUCGCAGUCCAGCUACGCAUUAGAGGCGCCGACGAUCUUCUGCCCCGUCCUGCCCUGCGGAUUCUCGACGGCGGCGCCGGAUACCACGGCAGCGAAGGAAGGAAGGGAAAGAAGGGGCCGAAACCAACUUGCUUGUGCCGGGGCAAGGACGAGAUCGGGGGCAGCCGAGCCGGAACCCCAAACCCCAGGCGAGGUUCUCGCAAUAGAAGUAUGCCCAAUGGAUCGUGGAGGUUCCCAAAAGAAAAGACAUAAAUCUGUUGCAAAUGUUGAUAUCAUCAGUAAUCUACCUGAUGUUAUCAAAGACAAAAUUCUCUGCUAUUUACCAAUAAAAGAAGCUAUAAGAACAUGUCUCUUGUCAAGGAAAUGGAGAUACACAUGGGCUUCAAUGACUGAAUUGAUGUUCAGGGAAGAUGAUUUUGCUUUAGGCAAUGGUAAUGAAGAUGGUGACAGUGUCAGAUUUGCCUCCUUCGUCCAUACGUUUCUCUCCCUCCACUAUGGCCCUAUUCUGAAGUUUGAAAUGAAUGCCCGACGAGUUCAUACGUUUUCCCCUGGAGGACACAUCCAUAGGUGGAUGCUUAUUCUGUCAAGAAAUGGAAUUAAAGAAAUUCAAAUUAAGACAAGGAUAUGGAGGAAUUACAAAAUUCCUUCUUCUUUCUUCUCAUGUGCGGAAUUGGAAUAUGCUUGCCUGCAAGGUUGUAUAUUUCAGUUGCCAUCUUUGUUUACAGGCUUUAAGCGAAUGCAUACCCUUCAUUUUAUUGAGUUCUGUGCAACGGAAAACAAUAUUGGGGAAUUAGUAGCAAACUGCCCGAACUUAGAGGAACUUAUUCUCUCUAGGUUGCUCAGCUUUGCUGAUAUCACUAUCCACUCAACAAAGCUCAAAGUCCUAAGAGUUGAUGGCAUGUUUAAACAUCUCAAUCUUGUUACGCCACAUGUCUCUUCAGCAGUGAUUAACCUGCGAGUUAACACUGGUUAUGUCCCAAGGGCUGGGUCCAACUUUAAUCUUUCUCAAUUCAUUGGUUCUCUUUUAGAUAUUGAAAAUAUUUCAUUACUCGGGCACGCUUUUGAGUGUGCAGCGCAUGGAAUCUUGCCUGGUAAACUAUCAAGAUUGUUGAAUCGGCUGACGGAGAUAACCCUGGAGCUUGACCUUGGUAACCUGAAGGAAGCAAACGCUGCUCACUGUUUGUUUCAGAUUGCUCCCAACUUGCGACGCAUGGAGCUACAGCUUAUGCACAGGGGCUAUUCUGCACCAACCUCGAAUUUCUGGGACUCAAUUGAUCACCAGGAUUGUCUCUUCAAGAACCUUUAUACAGUUGUUAUGAACAACUUUACUGGCUCCUGUGCAGAGUCAGGCUUCUUGGAACUUUUGCUUAAAGAUGCAACUGUACUUAGAAGUGCGCGAAUAAAGGACAACAACAAACUGGACAAAGAAUCCCUCAAACGUAUCCUGAAGAUGAGAAGAGCAUCCAAGGACGCAGAAAUAAUCCUCCUUUGAGGCGUGGUCCCAUGACUCCAAUAGAUGCGCACUGUUGGUUUCCUGGUGAAGCAAUUUGAUCUGUUAUGGUUAUGGUACACUAUAUGGGUUUAUUCAGUUAAUCGUAUGGGUACAGCUUUAACUAAACAAAAGUUGCAGUCUUUUUGCAGAUACUUAUUUCAGUGUGUCACCUUCAGUAAAGCUAAAUGUCGCACCUGAGUCACCAGUUCUGUUUCUUUUACCAUUUGGGUUGGUACUUUGAAAUUUAGUCUCCCCGCGUUGGUCAACAUGGGUUUGCUUAACUGACUUUGGACAAACUGGUGCUUGUGGGUUGUGAAACAGCCCGUUUAACCUUUGAAUGGUACUAUAUGAUCAUUUUACCUAA